ACCGCUCUCAAGCGCAAACUACCAGCAAUCUUAGACCUCGCUCAACAUGUCUGAACGAAAGGUACUCAACAAGUACUUCCCUCCGGACUUCGACCCGUCCUUGAUUCCUCGACGGAAAGUCCCAAGGAACUCACAGCAGGUCGUCCGUCUUAUGGCUCCUUUCUCUAUGCGAUGUAACACCUGCGGCGAAUACAUAUACAAAGGCAAGAAAUUCAACGCCCGAAAGGAGACAGUCGAAGGGGAAGACUAUUACGGGAUCAAAAUCUUCCGAUUUUACAUCAAAUGCACUUUAUGUUCUGCGGAGAUUACCUUCAAAACAGACCCGAAGAACACGGAUUACGAAGCUGAACAUGGAGCAUCGCGGAACUUUGAACCGUGGCGCGACGAAGCUGCACAAGAAGAAGGUGAUAAACUCGCGAGGUUAGAGGCGGAGGAGAAUAACCCAAUGAAGGCUUUGGAGAACCGGACGUUGGACUCGAAGAGGGAGAUGGAUGUGUUGGAUGCGUUGCAGGAUAUUCGGGCACGGAAUGCGAGAAAUGAGCGGGUAGCUACUGGAGCUGACCUUCUGGAUAAGCUUGCGCGGGACGAGGUGGAGGAGGAGGAGGAAGCUGCUAAACGACUUGAAGAUGAGGAGGACGAGCGACUAGUCAGAGAAGUCUUCUCACGCGUGAACGCAGGGCCUGGUCCGUCGAGUCUAGCGAAGUCGGAGGCGUCGCCGACCAGCGAAGACGACCGGUCGCCAACUCCACCAGCACCCUCCGUUGUAGUGAAGCGGAAGGCUGAUGGUGAGGAGCCUGAGCUACAUAAGCUAUUAUCGGACAACGCCAAAUCAUUACUGGCAUCGAAAGGCGCUGCACCGGUGGUAAAGAAGCAAAAGACGAAUGCGGCAAAUGCAUUAGGCAUUAAAGUGGUGAAGAAAGGGAAGGCACCAGUGAAGGCUGCUAGUUGAUAUCCUGACCUGUGGUGUACACAUUAUGGUUUCUUUGUAGCUUUAUUAUUUGUACCUCGGAUAAAUCAGUCACUACACGUAUAAUUGCAUGGCAUUUUU
Molecule: messenger RNA, 1048 nt
Organism: Fomitiporia mediterranea MF3/22
Lineage: Eukaryota; Fungi; Basidiomycota; Agaricomycetes; Hymenochaetales; Hymenochaetaceae
Product: DUF572-domain-containing protein
Exons: 3
Coding region: 47-949 (300 amino acids)
Biological process (GO): mRNA splicing, via spliceosome
Cellular component (GO): U2-type catalytic step 1 spliceosome
Source: RefSeq, a predicted model, not a curated record